Ruditapes philippinarum (Manila clam) is the source of this 17775-nucleotide messenger RNA. Its product is annotated as prolow-density lipoprotein receptor-related protein 1-like. The record is from RefSeq and is a predicted model, not a curated record. NCBI's taxonomy places the organism in Eukaryota, Metazoa, Mollusca, Bivalvia, Venerida, Veneridae. The transcript has 82 exons. Bases 109 to 13602 code for a protein of 4497 amino acids. Gene Ontology annotation, molecular function: calcium ion binding; protein binding.
AUGUACUAGUGUAUUUUUUCGCUGGGAAUUAUCAUUAUUAAGGUUGGAAUUAUAUAAUAGAAAUGAUAUAAAAUGCGAUUGGAGUAAAUUAAAAUAUCGUCUGCAAACAUGGUGAAUUUGUUUUGGAAGUUUAUAUUCGCAAGUGGAUUUUUAUGUCACCUGGGGAAAAUAGUACAUUGUGAAGAUAUAAUCAUUGCACCUGAACAAGUAGAUGAUCGUUACAAAUGUCCAAUAAAAUAUGACUUUAAUUAUGCAUGUCCAAGUACCAAACAGCCUGGGCGUAAAUUAGUUUGUAUACACGAGUCGUGGUUGUGUGACCAGGAUCUGGACUGUCCCGAAGGUGAAGAUGAAGGGACGGGAGAAGGCAUGCCAUGCCAUAACAGAAAUGCUGAUUUCUGUAUGAAAGACGCACAAUUCCAGUGUGGAGAUGACGCUACUCUUUGCAUUCCAAAGAACUGGAUGUGUGACGGGGACCUUGAUUGUGACGAUGGUUCUGAUGAGGCGAGGCCUAAUUGUUUAAAAAUGGGAAUAGAACGAAAAGGUCCCCAUGUUAAAAAUUUAAUUCCAUGUACACCAAAUCAACUACAAUGCGGUGGAUCUCAUAAAUGCAUUCCAUUGAGCAAAGCCUGUGAUAAUAUAUAUGACUGUGAUUCAGGGGAGGAUGAGUUUGGCUGUUCUAAUGAUAAAUGUCAAAAUGAAGAGUGUGAGAAGUGUGCGGAGGUGCCGGUUGAAGGGGCCAAAUGUUACUGUGACGACGGGUUUUAUUGGAACACAACACUUCAAAAUUGUACAGAUCUGAAUGAGUGUGAAUAUGAACAAUUUUGUGACCAACCAAGUCAAUGCAUCAAUUCUAACGGAAGUUAUACGUGUGGUUGUGUGAGCGGGUAUGAAAUAGAGGAUGGUUCAACAUGUACAGCUGUGAAUAAGCCAGACAGAGCAGUAAACCCAACUAUACUGGUAUCAAACCAAUGGGAUGUACGGCAACUGACGAUACUGGGAAAGAACUUGUUAUCUCCUUUUGUAAGGGUUGGACAAAGGGUGACAACUCUUGCGUUUGACCAUAAGAAGCAGCAAGUUUGUUGGAUAACCUAUGCUGGUAAUGAGGGGAAAUCUUCAUUGAUGUGUUCAUCUGUUAUAUCACCCACAGAACAACUUCAUCUGAUUCCUGUGCAGAACCAUUUAACCAAUGUAGAAAGUUUUGCCAAAGACUGGAUUCGUGGAAAUUGGUAUUUUGUUGACCCAGUUUUGUUACGUGUCUCAGUAUGUUCGGAAAACGGGCUGUUUUGCCAAGUUCUUGCCAAUAAAGACAGUCAGAUUGUCGGACCACGGAGCUUAGUGCUUGAUCCUUUAGAUGGAUUUCUGUACUGUGCCGACUGGGAUGAAAACAACCAAACAAUAUACAAGAUGAGCCUCCGAGGUCACGGACUAACCCGUUUUGUAACAGACAAACUAAUCAAGCCAAUUGGUCUGAAUAUUGACUACGCAAACAAGCAUCUUUACUGGGCAGACAUGGACCUCAAUGUCAUCGAGAGGAUUGAUUUGACUGGCGAUCCAAGUUCCCGUAGAGUUAUAGCAGUUGGUUCUAAGGUCGAGUAUAUCCACAGUAUAGCAGUGUUUGAGAACUACCUGUAUCUUAGUGACCGUCAUGAGAACCAGCUGAUUCGUAUGCAUCGCUACAAGUACGGGGAACCGUUAGUGACGCUCAACGGCAACAUGUCACGUCCAGGACAGAUUCACGUCUACCACAGUCAGACACAACCAGAUGCAUUAGAAGAGGACCCAUGUGCUUCAGCUGGCUGUGACCAGAUAUGUACUGUAUAUAGAGAAGGUGGCAUGCUUUUACACGAGUGUCUCUGUGCUGCUGGAUUCAGAAAAGAAAACAACAAAUGUAUUGCUAAAGAAGGGUGUGAUGAUAUUUGUGAGGGAGCUGUAUGUAAUAAACCAGUCGAGUCUCAUUACCCAGAAACCUGUUCUUUACGUCUUUGUCCACAAAAGAUGUCUUACUGUUCAGCAUUGGAGAAAUGUAUACCACAACAAUGGUGGUGUGACGGUAAAGUCGACUGCCCGAACGGAGAUGACGAGGGUCUAUAUUGUAAAUAUCAGGAUUGCCUGCCGACAGAGUUUCAGUGUGCGUCAGGAAAGUGUAUAGACAUGGCAUAUAAGUGUGACAGAAACGAUGACUGUGGACCAAAUGAUAAUAGUGAUGAGGUGGGCUGUAACAUGACGUGUGAUGCGGAGAACUUGUUUCAGUGUGAUAAUAAGGAAUGUAUUAUGCAAGUGUUUGUAUGUGAUGGACAUGAGGAUUGUAGUGGGGGAAACGAUGAGGACCCUAAAAUAUGUGAUGAGAGACCAUUGCAGUUUGAAUGUAACAAGGAAAUAGAGUUUCAAUGUCGUAACGGAGAAUGCAUAGCGUUGUCAUGGAAAUGUGACAGUGACCCAGAUUGUGGUGACGGCUCUGAUGAAAUUGAUUGCACUGAAGGAAAGGUGUGUAAGGAUUUAGAGAAGGCGUGCGACUCUGGUGACCGGUGUAUACCUCAACGAUGGUUCUGUGACGGGGAACCAGACUGUAUAGACCUAUCUGACGAGUCCGAUGAUAAUUGUCCAAAUGCCAAUUACACAUGUCUACAUCCAAGGAGGAAAUGUGAAAAGAAUGGUACACAUGUGUGUCUCAAACCAGAACAACUGUGUAAUGGAGUGAAUGACUGUGACGAUGAACACUUGGACGAAGGUGGAAGAUGUGGUGCGGAGAUGUGUCAGCUAGAUACUGAUGAUAUAUGUGAAGAUAUAUGCUACAACACACCAGACGAUCCAGGCUAUAUGUGUCACUGUAAGACCGGGGAGAAGCUCGACUCCGACAACAAGACCUGUAUCGCAGCCGUAGCUGCCGAUAAACUGUGCCACCAGUGGGGAAUCUGCGGUCAGGAUUGUGAACUUGACAUGACGGCACCACAUGGAUACAGGUGUACAUGUUUCGAUGGAUUUUUCUUGGAGCCAGAUGAUUUUACCUGCAAGCCUUUAGAAAGUGACCCAGUCUAUGUGGUGUUCUCCAAUCGUCAUGAGCUGCGAAGAGUUGAUGUGGCUACCAGUAAUGCUGUGUCAUUGAUCUCCGGCUUGAGGAACACUAUUGCCUUGGAUUUCUACUACAAGGAUGGGGUACCAGUCUUGUUUUGGACUGAUGUCAUGGAGGAUAAAAUAUACAGGGGAAUAAUGGCGGGAAAUGGUUUGAAGAAUGUUGAAGCUAUUAUCAAGUCAGGUUUAGCUACAACAGAAGGUGUGGCUAUAGACUGGGUGGGAGAAAACAUAUACUGGGUGGAGAGCAGUCUUGACCAGAUUGAAGUGGCAAAGCUUGACGGUUCCAACAGGACUACACUGAUAGCUGGGGAAAUGACCAGUCCUAGAGCCAUUGUUGUUGAUCCUAGAGAAGGGGCUUUAUUCUGGACAGAUUGGGAUGGACAUGACCCUCGUAUAGAGAAAUGUUCGAUGAGUGGGGAAGGUCGGUCAGUCAUACACAAUAUAAGUCCUUCUGAGGGCGGAGGCUGGCCUAAUGGUCUGACAGUGGAUUUUGACUUUAAACAGUUAUAUUGGAUAGAUGCUAGAUCCGAGUCUAUUCAUACAGUGGACUAUUUCGGCAACAAUCAUCGUCUCAUUCUGAAAGGUCACAAGGACAUGACCCAUCCAUUUGCCAUGUCAUUAUUUGGUAACCAUGUUUAUUGGACAGACUGGAGUACUAAUUCUGUUGUCAGGGCAAAUAAAUUCAAUGGCUCGAACGUGCACGUUGUUCAGAAGACCAUCACCCAGCCAUUUGACCUACAAGUGAUCCAUCCCAAACGACAACCGGCCAUGCCGAACCCAUGUGCUGAAAACAAUGGCGGUUGCUCAGACCUGUGCCUCCUCAACUAUAACCAAACUGUUGGAUGUCGUUGUCCACACAGAAAACGUCUUGAUAAAGAUAACAGAACAUGUGUUGAUGAUAUUAAGUUCCUACUAUUUGUGAAGAACCACGAGAUCCGAGGUGUAGACAUUAAAAGGGCGCACUUCAACGUGUUGCCCGUUAUAACCAUCCCACACGUAGACACGCCCACCGCCAUUGACUACGAUAUCAACUCGGACACACUGUACUGGGCAGAUAAAGGUUUAAACGUCAUCAAGAAAGCUAGCUUAAAUGCUGAGGUGGAAACACUUAUAGACAAAGGGCUGAACAACCCGGAAGGUUUUGCUAUAGACUGGUUAUCUAGAAACAUGUAUUUCUCAUCAUAUGAUCUGACUGCCCAGACUGCUUCCAUCUCCGUGGCAACGUUGACUGGUUCUUUUAGAACAGAGCUGAUCAGUCAGAAUAUAGUGCAGCCUAAAUCUAUAGCACUUCAUCCAUUACUGGGAAUUAUGUUCUUCACUGAUGUUAAUGGUGCAGAUGGUUCACACAAGAUAUACAAAGCUAAAAUGGAUGGCAGUGAGUUUGGAGAAUUUAUGAACGGUCUUACCAACCCAACAAGUCUUGCCAUUGAUUUUCAAGAUAAUCAGGUAUUCUUUAUCAACUCUGGGAACCAGACCAUCAUAUCAUGUGACCUUGAUGGGAAGAACGUUAAACACAUUGUCAACAAGAACAUAAAAACACCGGAAGCCUUGACCGUGUACAAGGGUUUACUUUACGUGUCUACAGAAGAAAUGAUCGUGUCUAUUAACAAAGAUGGUAGUGGUUAUCUGGAGCUAAGAGAUGCAACACCAAAUGUGAAUGCCCUAUUGUUGUUUGAUAAAGCAGCAAGACAGCAUGUUGGUACCAAUCCUAAUGACUGUCACCUACCAAAGACAAGAUGCUCCCAGCUGUGUCUCCCCUCAGAUGCUCUCUUAUCACAUUGUAAAUGUACUGCAGGAUUUGACCUUGACUCGGACAAUGCUUCAUGUGUUGGUAUCAAGUCAUUCUUGUUAUAUGCUAAGGAGAAUGAGAUACGUGGACAAAAGUUUGAACCCCUCUCCACCCAGGAGGCACUACCUCCAAUAUCACAAAUACAGUCAGCCUCAGCUGUGGACUUUCUCGCCUCUGAGGAUACUAUAUUUUGGGUGGACACGAAGGCCAACACCAUAUCACGAAUCAAGCGUGACUUGACAGGUAGAGAAGUGAUCAUUCAAGAUGGUAUAAACAGUGUAGAGGGAUUGGCUGUGGACUGGAUUGCUAAGAACAUUUACUGGACAGAUGCCGGUCAUAGCACUAUUGAGGUGGCAAAGAUUGAUGGCUCUAGCCGUUAUGUUAUAACCAGUGGAGAUAUGGAGAAACCUAGAUCUAUUGUAGUUAAUCCUGUAUUAGGAUAUUUAUACUGGAGUGACUGGGGACUAGAAGCACGUAUAGAGAGAGCCAAGUUGGACGGUUCGGAGCGAGUACAUUACGUAUACAACAAUAUAACCACACCAUGGGGUCUGACGAUCGAUUAUGAGACACACAAUUUAUAUUGGUGCGAUACUGCUAAUGAUAUGCAGACGAUAGCAGCCAUAGAUUUAUUGACCAAUCAGAGACAUGUGCUGCUCAGACAAACUGAUGAUUUCAAGAUGAAACCUAUAUCACUGACCAUAUAUAAAGAUAAAAUUUUCUGGAUUGAUGGAAAUUUGAAUGGUCCAUCUAUUUCAUCCAUUUACUCUGCCUCGAGGGUGGACGGUAGUAAUCCAACUUUAAUACGGGCUGACCUUGGAGAUAAGUUGAAGGACAUUAAAGCUUAUGACAGAAGUAGACAGAUAGAUAGUAACUUGUGUGCAGAAGAUAAUGGAGGCUGUAAGGAGCUGUGUUUAUAUGUUGGUAGUAACAAGGUGAAUUGUGCUUGCUCCUACAGCAAGCUUGCAGCAGACGGCAAAAGUUGUGAAGAUCACAACGGUUUCCUCAUGUUCUCGAAGGUCACACAGAUGUCAAGUAUUCAUCUCGAUGAUGAGAACGACAAAAAUCCUCCGCUCAAUCCAAUAACUAACGACACGUUUUUACGUAACGUUAUCGGCCUGUCGUUCGACUACGCCAACAACAUGAUUUUCUACAGUGAUAUACAACGUGGCGAUAUUCAGGCAGUGUACUUUAAUGGAUCCAAUAUAAGAGUGGUUGUCGAAGGCAUAGGAUCUGCAGAGGGAUUGGCAUAUGAAAAAUUUAAUGGUGACAUCUACUGGACAAGUUAUACAAACUCGUGUAUCAGCAAGAUCAACGUGAAUGACGCGUUAAAUAAUAAAACUCGUAAACCGGAAGUUGUUAUACAGAUGUCAAAACUAGAUCAUCCGAGGGCCAUUGUUGUAGACAGUUGUUGGGAGUUGAUUUACUGGACAAAUUGGAACAAUGAGAAGCCUAGGAUUCAACGUUCAAACCUGACUGGUGAACACCCGGAGGACGUUAUCAUCAAGGAUAUUCUCACACCAAAUGGUCUUACGAUUGACCAUAAAGCCAAGAAGUUGUACUGGUCCGAUGCCAGGUUAGACAAGAUAGAGAGAUGUGAUAUGGAUGGUUCAAACAGAUAUGUAAUCAUCACAUCUAUACCUCAACAUUCCUUCGGUCUCGCUGUUUACGAUAACUAUCUAUUCUGGACAGACUGGAUGCUACGCGCUGUCAUACGUGCUAACAAAUACGAUGGCACUGGUAUCGUUUGGCUACGUAAAAAUCUGGAACGUCAACCAAUGGGUAUCAUCGCAGUAGCGGAAGAUAGUGAAAAUUGUGAGAUAAAUAAAUGUCAUGGAGAUAAUUAUGGUUGCCAAGAUAAAUGUUACACUGAUGUAACGGGCCAGGCAUUCUGUCAAUGUACCUAUGGCAGAUUGAAAGCUGACGGCAAAAGUUGUGCAUCAAACUUCAAUUGUAUUGGUCUGGGAUAUGAAGCUUUUGCUUGCCUGAAUGGUUUCUGCCUACCAUACCAGAAGAGUUGUGAUGGGGUCACAGACUGUGUGGAUGGAUCAGAUGAGCUUAAUGUGGUCUGCAACAAGCGAUUAUGUCCAGUCUCCAUGUUCACAUGCACAAACCGAACACAAGGCCAGUGUAUUGCUCUGUCAAAGAAGUGUGACGGAGUAGUCGACUGCCGGGACGGUUCAGACGAGGCCCUCAGUUUGUGUGGAUGUCGAACGGAUCAGUUCCGAUGUAAAAGUGGCGUGUGUAUUCCAAAAGAAUAUAGAUGUGAUGGCAAUGGUGAUUGUCUUGACAACAGUGAUGAAGCUUCUUGUGAUGCUACUGUAUGCCAAGAAGGGCACUGGAAAUGUAAAACCGGCAAGACUUGUAUACCAGAAAACCGGAAGUGUGACAGCCAUUUUGAUUGUGGUGACAAGAGUGAUGAAGCAAAUUGUACCCAAAUCACGUGUGGUACAAACAUGUACAAAUGUCAGAGUGGAGAGUGUAUAUAUGAGAACUGGAAAUGUGACAGAGACUUUGACUGCGAUGACCAUUCAGAUGAAGUCGGUGACAAGGCCAACUGCACGUAUCAUUGUUCCAAAGAACAAUUUAUGUGUAAGAAUGACUCGUCUUGUAUCUCGAUGUCAUGGGUAUGUGAUGGUAAUAAUGAUUGUCAAGAUAAGAGCGACGAACAGCAGUGCCAGGAAUGGAUCAAGAAAGAAGGAAAUUUUACUGCUAAAAAUUGCACAGACCAACAGUUCCGGUGCUCAAAUGAUCGAUGUAUAGAAGAAGAAUGGAAAUGUGACGGGGAACCAGACUGUGUUGACGGGCUAGACGAAAGUUCAACUGCCGGUUGUGAGCCAGUGGAUUGUGAAGAGAACGAGUUUAAAUGUCUGAACUAUCGUUGUAUAGAAAAAGAGUUUUUCUGUGACAAAGAUGAUGAUUGUGGGGAUGGUAGUGAUGAGCCUGAUACCUGUGUCGAAAUGUCAUUUACUUGUUCAGAUUAUGAAAUUGAGUGCGAUGACGGCUAUUGUAUUGAUAAGACCAAACGUUGUGAUGGUACGUUUGACUGCGCUGAUAAUUCUGACGAGAAACAAUGUCCAAUAAAUGCAUGUAAAAACUCAACACAGAGCUUCCAGUGUGCAAACUUGGCCUGUAUUGCGAUGAAUCUGGUGUGUAAUGGAGUGAACGACUGCGGUGAUGAAAGUGACGAGUCACCAGAAUGCAACAUUGAUGAGUGUAAGGAAAGACAACCCUGCAGUCAGAUCUGUAAUAAGAAGAUUAUUGGUUUUGAAUGCAGCUGUCAUCCUGGGUAUAAACUAAGGGCAGAUAAGCGGACAUGUGAAGAAAUUGAUGAAUGUAAGACCACAUAUCCGUGUUCACAUUUCUGCUUCAACACUGUCGGCUCAUUUUACUGUGAAUGUGCGGAGCAUUAUAAACUAAAGGGUGACAAGAGACACUGUAGUCUAACAAACGAAGAGGGGCAGCCAUAUUUGCUCGUAUCCAACCGUUACUACAUCAAGAAAGUCGACUUUAAGAGAUCUAUCGAGAUCAUCGUUCACAACCUCACUCAUUCCGUAGCCAUCGACUUCGAUUAUAAAGAACAGAAACUGUACUGGACGGACAUACAUAGUCAGAGUAGUACUAUAAAUAGAAUAUCUCUAAAUCGUUCCAAAGACCGGCCGGAAUCGGAGGAUAUUGAGGUAUUGCACAGUUCAUCUGUUCUAAACCCAGAUGGGAUGGCGGUGGAUUGGAUUGGUCGCAACUUGUACUGGUGCGAUCGUAAUACAGACACUGUAGAGGUAUCCAAAUUGGACGGAAAGUAUCGAAAAAUUCUGAUCAAAGAUAAAUCAUUCUUACGUGAACCUAGAGCUCUGCAGCUGUUCCCGAAGUACGGUUACUUAUUCUUGUCCGACUGGGGUGAUAAACCACACAUUAGCCGUAUAUCGAUGGACGGAAAAACUAAAAAGCACAUUAUUACUGAAGAAAUUGCUUGGCCUAAUGCAUUGACUAUAGAUUAUGUGACUGAGAAACUGUUCUGGGCUGACGCAAAUUACGACUACAUCGCUAUGUCUGAUUUAGACGGCGAGAAUCGUCACGUCGUGAUAAGCGAAAACUUACCUCACACGUUCGCCCUCACAACGUUCAUGGACCAUAUAUAUUGGACGGACUGGGAAACAAAUGGCGUGUUCACGGCUGAGAAAUUUUCUGGAGAGAAGAGGGAUAGGAUGGUUACCAUGUUACACAGACCGAUGGAUCUGGUUGUUUACCAUGCAAUGAGACAACCUGACAUGAAAACAAAUCCAUGCGAGGCAUUGAACUGUAGUCAUCUGUGUCUGUUACGACCAGAAGAUGGACCGGACGGAAGGAGGCGUGAUGCGAGCGCUGUAUGUGCAUGCCCAGAGAAUCACGACUUGAAUCCUGACAAAACGACUUGUAAAGCUGCCUGUGACGCGUCACAGAUGCUGUGUGUGAGUAGUUCCCAGUGUAUACCUCAAUGGUGGAAAUGUGACAAUCACACCGACUGUGAGGACGGGUCCGACGAGCCACCCGAAUGUAAAGAUAAGCCGUAUUACUGUCGACAGCCAGGUUUAUACCAGUGUCUAAGUGCAACAAAUGAGACACAGUGUAUACCUCCUAUAGGGAUCUGUGACGGUGUAGCCCAGUGUGAGGACAGAUCUGACGAGACUCAGUGGAACAACUGCACGGACUAUCCCUGUAUAAUGCACCAGUUCAAGUGUGAAGCUGACCAUAAAUGCAUUAGUGACAUUAGAAAAUGUGAUGGAAAGGAAGAUUGUACUGAUGGGGAAGACGAGAAAGACUGCGCGAAACAAGAAUGUCUGGACACACAGUUCCGGUGCAACACGACGGGUAAUUGUAUACCGUACCUGUGGCAGUGUGACGGUGAUAAUGACUGCGGAGACUGGUUCGACGAGAAAUCCUGCUCGAACCGCACCUGUAAAGAUGAUUAUAUCAAGUGUGAAAAAACAAAGAAAUGCAUACCGAAGGCGUGGGAAUGUGACGGGGAAUACGACUGUGGCAGUGGUGACGAGUCGGACGAGAAUUCUACAGUUUGCUCUGAUAGAACAUGUGAUGCAACAUAUUUCAAGUGUAGUAAUGCUCACUGUAUUCCGGGUAGAUGGCGUUGCGAUGACGACCAAGAUUGUAGCGACGGCUCCGAUGAAAGGGAUUGUGAAAAGAGAAAUUGCACAGUAUUGGAGUUUAAAUGUAAGGAGGGUAACAAAUGUAUUCCACUGUCUUCUGUAUGUGAUGGCAGACAUGAUUGUAAAGAUCAUUCGGAUGAACUAACUGAAGAUUGUCAGUCUUCUAUUAAAUGUUCAGCAACAGAGUUCCAGUGUAAAAGUGGCUCGACGUGUAUUCCUGGGUCGUGGAAAUGUGACGGGGAGGACGACUGCCUUGACGGCUCCGACGAGGAAAACUGCCAUUCCAACUGUAAACAUAGUCAGUUCCGAUGUAACAACGGUAAAUGCGUGUCAUUUCUGUGGAGAUGUGACGGGGAAGAUGACUGCGGGGAUAUGUCGGACGAAAAAGAUUGUAGUACCGUCGCGUGCCCAAUAGGUCGGUUCAGAUGUGGCGAUAGUACUUGUAUACCCCUACAUAAGAAAUGUAAUGGACAGAAUGACUGUAAAGAUGGCUUAGACGAGAGUAUAUGCAAAAUUUCAGAAUGUCCAUAUGGUAUGUACAAGUGUAAGGAUAACAGUACGUGCCUGAACCCACAUGAGCUGUGUGACGGUAACUCGGACUGCGCCGAUGGUGAUGAUGAGGCAGAUGAUGCAGGCGCUAUCUGUGCUAAAGAGAACAUUCAGUCAUGUGGUGCAUUAAAAGGAGGCUGCAGCCAUCAUAUAUGUAAAUAUCUCAGUAAAGUACAUAUGACCAAGUGUUCAUGUAACCCAGGUUACACUAUUGACAAGGAAAACCAACGUAUUUGCAUUGAGGCAGAUCCGUGCUCGGAGUUUGGUUUAUGCUCGCAGAGAUGUAUAUACUGGCAGAAAAAUCAUACAACACAUUGUGAAUGUGACAUCUCGUACAAGAAGAAGAUUGAUGAAAACAACAAUACUGUCUGUUUACCUGAAGGUAACACAGCCGUACUGGUAUUUGCUGAUGAAGAUGAAAUCUAUGAACAGAAAGUAACAGAUAUCUAUGUUGAAAAUUCUACUGGUAGAUUUGUAAACGAAAAUGCAAGCAAGAUUAUUUCUGUAGAUGUUGAUAUUUCCUCACUGCAUCCAGGAGACUGGAAAAUGUUUCUCUUGAAAAGCACCCAGUUACGUAAAUCUAUCAUACUACGAACAUUUAAACAUAUAGACUCAAAGAUGACAAAUGACAAGAAAGAUAGCAAUAAUAGUGGAAGGAGAAAAAGGGAAACAACUGUCGCUUCUAAAGAAGAAACUUUGAUAACUGGCUUAAAUGAUCCACAAGGCAUUGCUGUUGAUUGGAUAGGAAAGAAUUUGUACUGGACGGACGCCUCCACGUUAAAGAUAGAAAUGUGUCACUAUAACGGUACAACAUGUACACGCAGAAAAACCAUCGUAAAAGGAGAUCUUGAUGAACCCUUCGAUAUUGUUGUUGAUCCAAAUUACGGUAAAAUAUUUUGGACAGACCGCGGAUACCCACCAAAGAUUGAGUCAGCCAACCUGGAUGGCUCAGGAAGAGCUACCCUUGUCAAAGACUUCAUCAUUUGGCCAAAUGGUAUCGCAUUAGAUUAUACCAAUGACAGGCUUUAUUGGGCAGAUACAAAAAGUCACACCAUAGAGUCUGUGAGGUUAGACGGGACCGACAAGAAAAUCAUCAGAACUUUUGAUGUGAAAGAUCCACCAUACCAGGUGGAAGUGUUUGGCGAUGAUCUGUACGUAACAACAUUUAAAAAACGAGCAGUGCUUAAAUUCCCGAAGUUUUAUAAUAAGUCGGCUGAUGAAGAGACGGUUACGUUGACCAAGUCCAUCAUGCACAUCGAAGAUAUUGUUAUCAUUCAAGAGAGUAAGCAGAUGGUCAAGGAGCCCGCAUCAGUAACCAAUGCCUGCAGCUUACACCCGUGUCCUUCACCAACACAGCUGUGUAUAAAUAAUCCACAAGGACAUGUGAGUAAAUUUACCUGCGUGUGUGCCGAUGGUGCGAUAUUUAAUCCAACAACCAAGAAAUGCGACUUCAUUGAAUGUCCGCAGAACUACUGUAACGGGAAGGGUAACUGUACGGCCACACAAAAUAACGACUUUAAAUGCAGUUGUGAAAUAGGAUAUGGCGGGAAGAGAUGUGAGGUUGAUGUGUGCUUACACUAUUGCGGAGGAGGCGGUACAUGUUUAGUUCAUUCGGAAAAACCUGCAGUUCCAGUCUGCCGUUGUGCGAUGGGAUAUUACGGGGAGAGAUGCCAACAUUUCCGUUGUAAUGAUUUCUGUUUAAACAGAGGAACGUGCGUUUAUUUCCAAGAAUUUGAUGAGAUAUUGUGCAGCUGUCCGCGGGAGUUUACGGGAAAACAUUGCGAGACUAAAACAGAGGAGUCAUCGUGUCAAGGUUACUGUCUGAAUGGUGGGACGUGCCAGAGUGAUGAUAAAACAGGUUCCCUCACCUGCACGUGUAAAGAGAAUUACACAGGCAAACGUUGCGGGAAAUGUGGUCUACAGGAUUCUACGGUAUUCUGUGAAAAUGGAGGAACAGUCCUAUGUGACAAGAAUAUGGACAAAUCUGCCCCAAGAUGCAAGUGUUUACCUGGAUUCGAUCCCAAAACUAAUUGUGGCAAUCGUUCCUGUGACGGUUAUUGUGAGAAUGGAGGGUCUUGUAUGUUACGGGAUAACGCAUUUUCGUGUAAAUGUCCCGCGGGAUAUCUAGGAGCACGUUGUGAAAAUGUCGCCCAAAACUGUUCCAGUGUAAAUUGCUUAAAUGGAGGAACAUGUAGGCUAGCCAAUCAGAUAAGUGGACAAGGGUCACAAGUGCAUUGUGAGUGUACUCCAAGAUUUACGGGAUCUUUGUGUGAAGUAUACAUUGGCUGCAGUGGCUUCUGUAAAAAUGGAGGCAACUGUACUAUAGGUGUAAAUGGAUUACCAAUAUGUACAUGCCCAGUUCACUAUAGCGGCACACUGUGUGAGAAAUGUGCAUGUGGUAAAAAUGGAAAAUGUAGCACUAGAAUGAAGGGCAAGAUUCAAGAAACAUUUUGCGACUGUACAGAUAAGCAUUAUGAAGGCUUGUUAUGUAACAGAUCUAUUUGUCAUGACUGGUGUUACAAUGACGGAGAGUGUAGAAAUUGUCAAAUUAAAGAACAUGGUAUAGGACAGUGUGAAGAGUGUGUAUGUAAGCCUGACACUAGUGGACCAAGAUGUCAUCUUUACCAUCCGAGAAAACAGGCGGCAAAACCAUCCCAGGCAUCCAUUACACCUGUAAUUAUAGCAGUGGUUGUUGUCAUGUGUAUUCUGGUGGCUAUUCUUCUCUUUAUAGUCAUAAGGAAAAGGAGGAACGGCCAGUUUAGACAUAGUAGAUUAAAAGACCAUCCCAAUAUGCAGGUGUCGAACCCAAUCUAUAUGCCGCAAACCACAGAGGAUCUGGAUGAGGAGGACGACCCCUCUCAUCAACCUUUAGAUCAACCGUUUGAUUUUGACCCUGAAAAAGAUGAUGAACUGAAAGAGACCAAUGAUUUAUCAACAAAUUUUGCCAAUCCAGUCUAUGAACAAUUUUACGCAGACAGUAGACAAACUUUACUUCCAAAAUCAGAGGAUUCAGACGAUGAAACUCCGCCCCCAAAGAAAAAUGGGAGUGUCUAGUAUCAGCUCAAAGUUUGUAUAUAGUGACAAUGUAAAUAAUUUACAGAAACACUUCCGCAGUGUGUUGCUUAUAUGGAUAUAAUCCAAUUACUGGUGAAGACAGUAACAUGUGAAAAUUGUGAAACAUGUGCUUAUUCUAUUUAUAGAAGUACCAGUUUCUAUUUAUAGAAAUUUUAUAAAAUGUUUCUAUUAAUAGGAAAUCUACUGAUUUUUAACCACAUGCAAAAUACAUGUAACUACAAACUGCUAUGAAAAAAGAGUGAAACUUGUGCUUAAUCUAUUUAUAGAAACCAAUUCUAUUUAUAGAAACAAAUAUUCAUGGAUUUUGCAUGGGAGAUAAAUAAAGGAUUUUGUGUUAUAUACACUAUAGUUACUACAGACCAUGGAACAUCCGUAGAUAGAAUGGGGGAAAUGGUUUUGCUGUUCGGAUAACUGAUUAUAGAUGUCUUGUUCAUAAAGGACACUAAUGUUGUAAUUCAUAAAACCAUUCCAAUAAAAAUGUUUACGCUAGAAAAAAUCAUAGAUUUUAAUUUUGAAUUUAUUUAGAUUGUGAAAUUUAUCAUUUAUCGUACAAGUAUUGUAACUAAAGACAUAAUUAUAUAUGUGGGCAUUUUAUUAACUAACAUGUAAGAUUAAUGUUCAUCUCAUCUUGUCAAAGCUGUUUUAUGUUUAUGAAGAAUGUAUACCAAGUUAAAAAAUCAAAUAGGAUUUUAUUGAGAAUUGUUCAAAUAUACUGCAAUCAAAAUUCUUUAAAAAUGAAAUAAUUUUUAAACCACAGAAAAAAAAUAAAUGUCUAACUUUGAAAAUGAUUUGUUAUAUCUUUAUUAAAAAGUGCUGGUAACUGUGUAUUUAUGUAAUAAAUAAAUGAAUUUAUAUACAUGGAAAUUUGACUGCUUGCACACUUUGCCUUUUAUAUUUUCAGUCAGAAAAGGAAUUGUUUUAUUAAAUAAAAUUGCAUGCUUAAAUGUUUCUUUGAAACUGAAAAAGUGAAAAGUUGUUUAUAUUGUUAUAUCUAAGGGUAUUGAAUUUUACUUAUUAAAUGAAAAAUUUUAAACAAUAAAACAUUUUUGUUUCAUAAAGUGUAUUUUUGUAUUUAGAAUAGAAACUGUAAAUCAGCAUUCAUCCAUUUUGAGGCUUCCUAGAUAAUGGUGCUCAACCCUUCAAACCAAAUGGGAGUGUCCUGUUUAUAAUGGGUGUGUCCAAUUAAAAAGGGGAGUGUCCAAUUUAUAAUGGGAGUGUCAAAUUUUAUAUCCAGUCUAAAAUGGGAGUGACUAGUUAAAAUGGGAGUGUCCAAUUUAAUUUGAUUGGAUAAUUUUCAAUUUUUAUUGGGAGUGUCCAAUUUAAUCUGGCAGUUUUCAAAAUAUUAUGAGAAUUUCUUAAUCAAAAUAGGAAAGCAUAUUUCAGAUUGGUUUGAAGGGUUGGAUUUUUUUUGUACACUGUUUUAAAGAUGUUUUUAAAUUGCAGGUUUAAAUUUGUACCAGUUGAUGGUUUUAUUAAAUUUUGGUAAAAAAUGUUCUUUAUGAGCAUUUGCCAACAAUAAGUAGUCCUUGAGUAUUGCGAAUAUCUAGAAAGAUAUGGCCAGUUUUCAUUGUUAUUAUUGACCAGUUUUUAACAAGAAAAUACCAUAGAUAUAGUAGUGUUGUUUUUUUUUCUUGUCAAUAUUUUUUUUAAAGAAAAAUUGUGUUCAUCAAAAUAUCUGAAAGAAAGAUUUUAUAGUUAGACCCCAUAUUAUUCUGAUACAUAAUCAUACAUCUUAAUCACAAAAAAAGUAUCAUUAAUAAGUGUACCAAGGUAUUGAGUUAUUCUUGGUAUUUUUUUAUUUUCUGUUGUAAAAGAAAUACAACUCAGUGGAUCUGAAUAAAAAGUUGAUUCUCACUUAAUAUUGUCAAACAGGUUUGACAUUUCAGUAUAUGACGGUUUAUAUGUACUGUACCACCUAUAUAGAACAAUCUCCUUUUGGAGACAAAAGAUUUUGGAAGAAGUUGCUGAAUACAAGCUAAAUUUAUUGUGAAGCAUUUUGACAAAGAUUUUUUUUGGGGAAAAAAAGGUUAAAUUUAUUGUUGAGAAGUUGUUGGAACUGUUUUUCUAAAAAGGCUAUUGCUUUUCCAGGGGUGUCUUUUUAUUUAAAGAGUCUUCACUGUACAUAUAUAAUUUCAUUGCAGAGAGAGAGAGAGAGGAAUUGUUUUGAAUUAUAGUAAUUGUACAAAAUAAAAUACCUUUUUUUCUUUUUAUUUCUACAUAAAACAUUUUGCUACAAGAUAAUUUUAUCACAAUUGUAUUGUUUGGAAUUAGCUGUACGAUUUAUUAAAAUUUGUAUUGUAUAGAUUUUAUUUUUUGUCACAAAUUUUAUAUGUGUACCACUUGCGUCAUUGUAUUUUUAGCUGAUUUGAUCUGUAUCGUAACUUUGUAUAGGAUUCCAUGUUUGUUUGUCUACAAUAUUUUGUAAGAAUUUUUUUUCUACAUAUUGAGAAUUGAUCUACAAGAGAAUGGAGAUGUAGGGAGGUAUUAAUAUACGUAGUUGGGUGUUAUCAUAAUAUAUUAUUUUAUAAUAAUGAUGUAUGAAAAUCAACCAGUUUAAUUGGUGGGAACUGACAUAAAGUAAGUUUUAAUUUAUAGUAGACUUACUCCGAUAUAAAGAAUUUUUUUUUGGGGAGGGAGGGAGUUCCCAGCUAAUCUGCAGGCACACACUUUUACAGUUACAACUUCGAAAAUAAGCGCAACAGGUUAACUAAUCUAUGAAGACCGGCAGUGCACUGUGAAGGUAUAACGGUAAGAGUUUGUUUGUACCAGAGGGGCUUUGAAAAAAACAAUAUUUGCUGAGUUCCGGAUAACAUCUAUUGAGCCAAGAUGGCCGCUGUUGAGCGACAUUUUGUAUUGUUGACUUUAUUUGAAGCAGUUUGAUACUGAAUUGAAACUUUACAAUCUGUGCUUUGUACUGAAUUUGUUCUGGGUACGGAUUCGAGACUGUGUCUUUUAGCUUACAGCUUCUUUUAAAAUCUAUGUAUUUAGUUUUAUAAAUAACGUCUCAAGGUUUCUUGGGUUUUAGAACCUGUUAGGGAAAAAAAUAGUGUGUUUUUUUUCUUUAUUAUCUUUUAAUUUUAAUAUAAUUUUAAAUUUUCUCCAGAUAUUGAAUGGAAAUAUCCUUUUAACAUGGUCCUACUAUUAAAUGAAAUAGGUUUUUACAGGCAGUAAAGAAAACAGAUUUCACAUUUUUCAGAGGUUUUUUUGCUCCGUGUGAUACCUGUUUUACGGUUGUGUAGAAAAUAUCUUCUCUAAUGUAUGUUACAUCUAUGUUUUAUGUUUUUAUCUCUGCAUUUUUGUUUAAGUGUUUAUUUUAGUUUAUGUUAAGUAUUUUUUGUAGGUUUAUGUUGCCUGUUAUUUAGUUUGUUUGAAGAUUUUAGACAUUUGAUUUAUGUGUUGAUUUUAUGCAGUUUUUUAAAAAGGCGCGAGGUAAUAUCAUACAAAUUUUAAGUUUAUGUGGUAUUUAUGAGCAAAGGGGGGAUAUGUUAAUAUUGUCUUUAUAGAGGAUAUUUUGUCAGACCAAGAAUUCAGUUGCCCUCUACAUGUAAAAAGAAAAACAAUCACUUAAUGCUUGCUUUUAUGACCCAGUUUUAAUGUUUAUAGUUGUGCGAUUUUUGAAACCGGAACACGUCACAGUUUGAUACGGUCAAUUUCAAAAGAUGGUUAAAUUCUGGGAUUUUAAGUGCCAUUUAUCAUGUGUAAAUUUCUUUUCUUUGUUCACCUCACAAUAUUUUACUUUUAAAUAACAAAUAGCAUGAAUCUGGAGGCAUGUUCCUUUAAUUUUUAAGUUAUGAAAUGACAGUAAUUGUUAGGUCAUACAUUAUACAUGGUUAAGAAUUUUAGUAAUAUUUCUUGCAAUUCUAUAAAUUUGAAGGAAAGAAAAGAAAAAAAUUGAUACAAAACUGUGUAGCCUUGGAAAAAAUAUUAAAGUAUUUUUUUGUCCCAGUUGUAAUUGUAAUUGUAGUAAUAAAUAACUUUCAAAAUGAUCCCGGGAAACUGCCAUUUUAUUUGUUUGGCCUUGUGUUGUUUUGUACGAUUUGUUGUGCUUCACUUAAAUAUUCUGUGUAACAAAAAAAAAUUGUAUUUUUGUAAUUUCAUUUAAUGCAACCAUCCAGUUUAUGAAUUUUAUGAAUAAAAGCUGAAGAAAUUCAA